Taeniopygia guttata (zebra finch) is the source of this 3622-nucleotide messenger RNA. The record is from RefSeq and is a predicted model, not a curated record. Lineage: Eukaryota; Metazoa; Chordata; Aves; Passeriformes; Estrildidae.
GCUGCCUGCACCGGCGGGGAGUGGCGGGGGGCGGCAGCCGAGAGGCGGCACCUGGGCCCUUCCCCCGUCUCCAUCACCCCGGCUGCCGUGGAACGGUCGCGGCCGAACGGAGCGCAGGGGUGAGGUCUUUACUAAUGUGCUGACUCACCCAAAAUGUCCAUAAGAGAAUAAUGGAAGCUCCUGAAUACCUUGAUUUGGAUGAAAUAGAUUUUAGUGAUGACAUAUCGUAUUCUGUAACUUCUCUCAAGACCAUCCCAGAAUUAUGCAGAAGGUGUGAUUCACAAAAUGAAGACAAAUCAGUUUCUAGCAGCAGCUGGAACUGUGGGGUCUCAACUCUUCUUGGAAAUGCACAGAAACCAACAGGAAUUGCAGAUGUGUGCAAUAAAUUCAGACCAGUGAAGAGGGUUUCUCCAUUAAAGCACCAUCCAGAAAGCUCUGAGAACAAUGAAAGUGAUGACCAGAAGAACCAGAAGGGAGAAUACCAGAAAGGCAGCGAUUCUCAGUGUGCACCUCCAAAUGAUGACCAGAGUCCAGGAGAAGGAGAAAGCCUUAAAAGCAAAAGCACUGAGCCUGCUGUUCUGCUUGGGGAGCUGGAGCACUAUGAUCUGGAUAUGGAUGAAAUUUUGGACGUGCCUUAUAUUAAAUCAAGUCAGCAACCUGUUCCUUUUACGAAGGUAGCUCCUGAGAAAAAACUUUUAAGUGUGUGUUCAACUGUGAAUGGUCCAAGUGUCAAGACCUGUCCUGCAGGGAGCACAGAGAGCUCGCCUGCUGGCAGUAUGCAGUUUUGUGUGCUGUCUCCUGUGAAAGGCACUCAGCUGAGAAAAACACAACCCAUUGUCCUUGAUCAGCACAAGCAUUCAACAGAAGAAUUAGAGCUUUCCCAGCCUUUAGUUAAGUGUAGCUCAGCCCACGAAUCUGAAGCCCGAGGUAAGGGCUUCUUCAGCAAGACACUUGCUGAUCCUCUUGCUCACAAAGCUGAGAAGAUUAUGCCGAACUGCCACCAGAGGACUUUCCACCUGCAGACGGCGCUGGCAGAAAGCAAGCAGCUAGAGGAGCUGAGUAUGAACUGGAGCAGUGCAGGGGGCCCAGAAGAGAGGAGCGAAGAGGUGAAAAAAAUUAAAAGCAUCUUAAACAUUGUAAAGGAAGGCCAAAUAUCUUUACUGCCACAUUUAGCAGCAGAUAAUCUGGAUAAGAUCCAUGAUGAAUGUGACAACAAUCUGUUGCAUGUAGCAGCUUCAAAGGGACAUGCAGAAUGCCUGCAGCAUCUCACUUCUUUGAUGGGUGAAGACUGUUUGAAUGAACGAAACAUUUUACAGCUAACUCCAGCUGGGUUAGCAAUAAAGAAUGGUCAGCUGGAGUGUGUUCGGUGGAUGGUGAGUGAAACAGAAGCUAUUGCAGAACUCAGUUGCUCAAAAGACCACCCAAGCCUUAUUCAUUAUGCAGGUUGCUAUGGCCAGGAGAAAAUCCUUUUGUGGCUUCUUCAGUUUAUGCAAGAACAAGGGAUUUCACUGGAUGAAGUUGACCAGGAUGGAAAUACUGCUGUUCACAUAGCUGCUCAACAUGGCUAUCUAGGAUGCAUACAGACAUUGGUUGAAUAUGGAGCAAAUGUCACCAUGCAAAACCACGUGGGAGAGAAACCCUCUCAAAGUGCUGAGCGACAUGGGCACACCCUGUGUUCCCGCUACUUAGUAGUUGUGGAGACAUGUAUGUCACUGGCCUCUCAGGUUGUCAAGCUGACUAAGCAGCUGAAGGAGCAGACUGUGGAACGUGUGACAUUACAGAACCAGCUCCAGCAGCUUUUAGAAGCCCAGCGGUCGGAGGGCAAGUCACUGCCUACAUCCCCGAGCUUGUCAUCAUCUCCUACUUCUGGCAAGUCCCAGUGGAAACUAUCUGAAGCGGAUGAAUUGUCUCCACCAAAAAGUAAAUUGAACCAAGAUGGGAUUCAGAUUCUUGGCAGCUUGGGAAUGAGCACAUCUACUCAUGCUCGAGCUAAGAUAAAAGAUGAGGACUCCGAUAAAAUCUUGCGUCAGUUGUUGGGGAAGGAAAUCUGAAAUGUCUGUAUGCAAGAAAAGCUGACUUUGGAAUUUCAGGACGCUCAUGCAUCCUCCAAGAACGUGAAGAAGAUUUUGCCAGAGAAAAGGGAGUUGAAGUUAGCCCGACUGAGACAACUGAUGCAGCGGUCUCUUAGCGAGUCUGAUACAGAUUCAGCUAAUUCUGAGGACCAUAAGAACACCCCUGUGAAAAGAACUGACAAACCAAGACCUCAGCCUAUAGUGGAGAGUGUUGAGAGCACAGAGAGUUUGAACAUGAUGCUUAAGAAGCAUACUUCCAUAGCAGGAUGGCGCUUCCCUUUUGGUAUCAGGGUCUCUAAGUCUGUGGAUGGCUACAGUCCUUCCCCUACUUCGGAGAGCAGCGACGUGGAUAAUGAAUCCCCAUAUCAGUCUGGUACAGUACCUCAGAACCAAUUCUGUGGAGACAACUCUCCAUCCAGCACAGACAGUGCUACUGCCCAAAAGGUUGCAACUAGCCCAAAGAGCGCUCUCAAGUCUCCAUCCUCAAAGCGCAGAACCUCUCAAAAUUUGAAACUUCGAGUAACUUUCGAGGAGCCUGUGUGCAGGUGGAACUAACAGAGUCAGAACUAACGAGGAAAAAGGAUAAAGACCGGAGUAAAGGACCUUGUGCAGGCUCCAGCCAGCUCUGCGGAUCAUGCAGGGGACCAGUUGAAAAGGCCUUUUGGAGCCUUUCGGUCCAUAAUGGAGACACUGAGUGGCAACCAAAAUAACAACAACAACUGUCCAACAGCAAACCUCAUCAAAACCUCCUCAACACUGCCUUUUACCUCACUAGGAAGGAAGACAACAGAAAGUAAGGGAAAUCCAGCAGUUGUCUCAAAGGAAGAAACAAGCCAGCCAUAUUUGCAUUCUCUGCUGCCAGCAUCAGAACUGUGGGAGAAAAUUUUCAUACCCAACCCAAAGGACCACAGCCACAUAUCUCAAAGAGACUCUGUCCUGCAAAGUCUGUGUCAUCUGGCUCAAUUCAGUGCCUUUUGCUGUUUCUUUGGGCAUGAUGACAUCAACUGGAAAAUCCAGAAAUCUGACAGUCAAAAGAGUAUUGAAGAGCCAGAGCUGCAGGAAUUCUUCCUCUAAAACAUAUCAUGAUGUCUCACUUAGUUUGAAAUACCUGAAAUAUAGCCUUUUGAAACACAAAUAUGAGACAUACCCCUCACCAGCAAAACAGCAGCUGUUAGGAUGCCUUAAUUUGUAUCAGACCAUAUACAAAUCUUUUUUAUGAUAUAUGUGUAUAUGUAACUUGUUUGUAAGCUGUGCUGUGUAAAGGCAUGGGUGAGCAGAAGUAACAGUUUGAAAAUUGUUAUGACACUUGCAAUCUCCAAAAUGUUUGUUAGGCCACGGAACACAUUUUGUACUUUGUGUCUUGCAUGGAUAUAUUGUCAUAUAUCUUUAUUUCCCUUUGUCAACAGCAUAUACUGUCAAAGUUUCAUCAGGACUCUGCCUGUGCAGCUCCUCAGUGAGAUCAAGGCAAAAGCAUUGGAUUUUUUUAGUAUGUUUCGUCUGUUGUUAUUACUAUUUUUUUUGUAAAAAGGAAAUAAAGACUGUUAAUAGGA